AUGCGCCCAGCCGUCUCCACGUUUGCCGAUCAUGUCGCCAAAUACCGUGACGCCCUCUUCCUGCUCGCUCCUCCGCUCUAUAUCGUCCUCACGGCUCUCGCCGCCGUCCACACGCCCACCCACCACUCGCUGCUCGUAACCGCAAUCUCCUGGCUGACACUAUGCGUGCCCGUCGUCUUCUGGGUCGGCAUCUACUCCAACGCCAGCCGCGCACAGAGAAAGGCCGCCUGGCUGGCCGGCGCACUUUUGGGCCUCUCAGCAAUAUGCGACCGCGUGGCGUGCGACAAGCAGGGCAUCUGGGCAACAAAGGCUCUCCUGCUCUUCUUCACAAAUGUCUUCGCCGACAGUGAGCUGCUCGCCAAGCGCCUCGCACUGCCCACCUACACGCUUCCCGAGGACCAUGCGACGGAGAAAAGACUCCCUGUGGAAGGGUCGGGCCACAUAGACCGGUUUGGGACUUUGAUUGUCCUGACCGUCUGCGCGAGCGGCGCUUUGGGCGUCUACACUCUACCUGCUACCUUUAUGCUGGGACUCAGUAGUGCUGUCUUUGCGGCCGUUGGUCUCAUUACGUUCAAAUCCGUCGUCAUGGCGGCGGCGGCGGACGAGGGCGAAGAUACCAAGCGCAGGCCCAUGCCGGGGGCUGCUGAACUUCGCGCUUCGAUAGUGGGCAUUGCAAAAGCACAGCGACUGGCUGCGCUGAGAGACGUCGCCAUGGCCAUUGCGGUCGUCUGCGGUGUCGGAUCUGUUCUUAUGGAGUCCUCCUUGACUGCGAGUAGCAUUACAUGGGAACCCAUGUACCGGGACUACAACCGGGAGUGGAGAGACGUACACAACUUCCGCAUUCUCCAGCGCUUCUUGUGGAUGCUGCCUGUGAAUGCGGCUGGAAACCUUUUUACUUUCAUCUUGCUCUACUUGACGAGUGCUGGACAUGUCACUCUAGCAACUGUAUUCGCGCUCCUCGGAGUGAAAUUGUUCUCCGCGCCAUCGUUUUCCAUUGUCUUGUUCAUUCUCAUAUUCGGCUCAACCGCCUUGGUCUAUCUGCUAGAGAAGCUCUCGAGAGAGGCAGGCGAAAUGCGACGUUCUAGGGGAUUGAAAAUCGUCGCCAUUCUCGCUACUGUGGCUACGGUUGGGAGUUUACUGUUCGGACGCUUUAGUACACCGCAAACGAAGCCCGUUAAACCCGACGGAUUUCUCCUUCCGCCCGAAGCUGCUUCCGGGACGCCUUUGGGCCCAGUACCGAUGGAUAUGACCAAAGGGCACCCGGCUGCUCAGCUGAUCAGUGCAGCAGAAGCAGAUUUUCAAAGAACUCUUGAUCGACAGUCUAAAUCGCUAGCUGAAGCCGUCUCGGAAUACCGGCGUAGGUACGGGAUACCGCCACCUCCACGCUUUGACAAGUGGUACGAGUUUGCUAGGCGGAAUGGCGUCGUAAUGGUGGACGAAUAUGACAUGAUCAAUGAGAUGCUGCUCCCGUUCUGGGCACUGAAACCAGCAACAAUCCGGUCACGCAUUGCGAACGCGCUGGGUCAUGAAGACAGUUCACUGCUGGCUGUUGCAAUAAGACAUGGGGCAGUGGAAAACUACCAAAAUGGCGAGGAGUGGCAGCAGCAAGCCACCGUCGGCAUGAUGAAGAAUUUCGUCCAGUAUCUGCCCGACAUGGACCUGGGCUUCAACUUGCACGACGAACCACGAGUGGUUGUGCCCAACAACCUGCUUUCCUCGAUGAUUGCCAAGGCAAGAGAUGAAGUCCUUCCACGUUCUGCAAAGAAUUCCUCGCCUCGCAACGCUUUCUCUACCCGCCCGGCGGAUUUGAACGAUGGUACCCGCUUCGUUGAAAGCAGCACCACAAAAUUUAAUCGGUUUGCACAUCAACAGACCUGGACUCACUCCAGACUAUCAUGUCCUGCGGACUCGCAAGCUCAGACGUUUGAAGACUACGCUGCCGACAAUCGCAAAGCGUAUGCUGCCAGCGAUCUUGGCUUCAUUUACAACAUAACCGCCUUCUCCGACAUUUGCAACUCACCCUCGCUUUCCUCGACAUAUGGGUUCUUCGAACGUCCCAACGCCUUCAACAUCAUUCACGAGCUUACACCCGUGUUUUCGCAAUCCAAGAUUUCCAGCUUUCAAGACAUUCUGUAUCCUAGUCCAUGGUACUGGAUGGGCAAGGUAGGCUAUGAUGAAACGCGUGACACGACCUGGGAGAACAAGACAAACAGUCUCUACUGGCGCGGCUCCACAACAGGGGGCUUCAGUCGCAACGGCGGCUGGAGACGCCAACACCGCCAACAUGUUGUCCGGCGUCUCAAUGCGCCCGAUACAGCCCAGAUCCUUGAACCAGUUCGCAGCACGUCCAAAUCAAACGCCGGUAUCACCAACUACACCAUCGCCGAGGUUGAGCGCCGGGCUCUCAAGGGCCUAAUCGACGUACAUUUCUCCCACAUUGGGCAAUGCGACCCGGGCGACUGCGACGCGCAGGAAGAAUUCUUCAAAGUCACGGAGCGCGUCGACGGCCAAGAUGCAUGGUACUACAAGCAUCUCCUCGACAUGGACGGCAACGCCUUUUCCGGCCGCUUCUACAGCUUCCUCAAGAGCCGCAGCCUCACGUACAAAAUGGCGCUUUUCCGCGAGUGGCACGCAGAAUGGCUCAAGCCCUGGGUCCACUACAUCCCGCUCAGUCUCCGCGGCGACGAACACCUCGACCUCGUCCGCUGGUUCAGCGGCACCAAAGUCUCGGAUGCAGACGGCGACGCCAAACUCGAUCAUAGCGACGCCGAUGGCGGAAAGCGCGGCGGCAACGGCAAUACAGAGGGCGAGAUCAAGGCGCGCGAGAUUGCGAGUAGGAGCACCGAGUGGCACAACAAGGUGUUGCGGAACGUCGACUUUGAAGCGUGGUUUUUUAGACUCCUGCUCGAGUAUGGCAGGGUUGUGGAUGAUCAUAGAGAGGAAAUUGGUUUCGCGGGGCCGUAGGAAUAUGGAAUGUGUAUUUCUUUUUCUUCUUUCUUUCUUCUACUUAUACAUUUCUGUUUUCUUUUCUUCUUUCUUGAUUUCUUUUCCUAUUUUCUUUGUCGUUGGUUCUUUGAGCAUGGGAGUAGGCGUGGGAGUAGCAGUAGGAGAUAGCUAAGAUGCAUAGAGAGAGAGCGGAAUAUAUGUGUGAGUUUGUUGGGGAGGGGGGGGGGAUAAAUGUAUAUAUCAAAGAGCAUUUGGCAGUGGAAAGAAAAAAAAAGAACAAG
Messenger RNA from Exserohilum turcica Et28A, 3227 nucleotides. RefSeq names its product glycosyltransferase family 90 protein. NCBI's taxonomy places the organism in Eukaryota, Fungi, Ascomycota, Dothideomycetes, Pleosporales, Pleosporaceae. The transcript is spliced from 3 exons. The record is from RefSeq and is a predicted model, not a curated record. The coding region runs from base 1 to 2964 and encodes 987 amino acids.